AUGAACGAACCAACCACACUCAUUGAAUUCCUCGAGAGCAACGCUCCCGCCGACUCCAGCCGUGAUGCUGUAGCAGAAUAUCUCCACCGAUUCGAGCGUCUCGCCAACGAGUUCCACCAGAUACUUGAUGACUACGAAAAAGAGUUGCUAGAACCUGCCAUUUGUGAGGCUUGGGUCAAUGACAAGCAACAAGCUAGAUUGCAAAUACAUCUGGGGGCGUGUCAAAUCCUACUUGAAUAUCAGGUGCCGGGGACCUUGGUGGAUGUGUGUAAGACAAUGUGGGAUGAGUGUAAAGAAGGUUUGGAAAAGCAUAAAAAGAAUAUUGAAACGUUGAUCUGGGUGGACCAGGAAGCUCUGCGUGAGGGGGGCGCCUAG
Plenodomus lingam JN3 is the source of this 375-nucleotide messenger RNA. Lineage: Eukaryota; Fungi; Ascomycota; Dothideomycetes; Pleosporales; Leptosphaeriaceae. The record is from RefSeq and is a predicted model, not a curated record.